CCCAGAAUGCCGCCGUCGCAGCCACGGACCACGGAUACCCAUGCCUUCUCCAGCAGUGUCCCGACCUCCCUCUCUUCCAGCUCCCUCUCGUCCUCGUUGUCUUCUUCAAGAGCUUCGUCCGACCUCCUCCCCGCAGCACCACCUUCCAACUCCAGCCAAUCCGAUAUCGCAGCGUCCGAUCGCUCCGUGUCCUCACUGUCCUCGUCCUCAAAGGGCCGGUUCUUUCCCCUGGUCCUUACGUCCGCACCCCCACGCUCGGCCUCUCUCGCUAACAUGGGCCAAGGCCAGUCUCGGCCGACUGUGAGUCCACCACCGCUUUCCCCGGCACCGAGCACGACGUCUAGCACCGGCGGGCGCCUGAAGCGCGCAUGGGCAGGGCGGAGGAAGAAGUCGGAGGACAUAACGGCGCUGUUCUCGAGCUCGCAGCGGAUGGAGAAAUCUGCAUCGGCACCCCCGCCGUCCGCCAUGCCUGAUCUUGGUGAGCCGAGAUUAGAGCGACCCCCGUCUCGUGGAGCGGGUGGGCCGAAGCUUCUGAACCUCCAGAACGUGUUUGGCGGGAAGAGGGCGGCCCAGCAGCCCAAGCCAGGCAAGUCCUCAUCCCCCGUGCCCCCAUCCCCACCGCCAAAGCCUGUGUCCGGGUCAUCAGGACAGCGUAUUCCGUCGUUGGCCCCACCGACCACGCCAGCCAAGGAUGCGCAGUUUACUCCCGCAGCACCCAUACCGAGGCCUUCUACGUCUUCUCGAUCCCCUCCGGAGCAACGGCACUUUCUAGAAGGUCGUGAAGCUACCGCUUCUGCUGUCGCCACGGAGAAGGCUGCCGGGGUGCAGGAGAAGGAGAAGACCAAAGAAGACUGGCGAAAGAGCGACUCGACAAUGGCUAGCCACAGCACCAUCCGGCCUGGUGCUCUCUCGGGCAACCGGUCUCCUCGGCCAGUGUCUCUCGCUGAGUCCUCGCACUCCGCGAACACUAUCGUGGCCCCGGUCAACAAGCGUUUGAGCGCACUGAUCACCGACGCGGAGUUUACUAUGUUCGAGGAAGCAGAUAGCGGCGCUGCGGAUGAGACAGGGUUUCGUCCACCAGCCUCAGGUCGUCCAUCCCCUACUGGCUCGAUGAAGGCACGGAAUAGGCGGUCUGCGUCGCUGAACCUGGGUAACCUGCGUAAGGCAGCACACCAGGACACACCGUCUAGACCCUCUGGCCCGCACUCCCCAGGUCGAAUCAUGAGCGAUAGCCCGCUCGCGUUGUCCCGCGAUACGCCGACCCUUACCCGCGCCGCGGCAGCUGGGAUCAUAGCUCCUGUCAAUGCAGGUGGCUCGGCUCAGGCCACUGGCAACAACAUUCGUGGUCACCUCGCAGCCUGGUCCGCGGUACCCAACCCUCCUCCCGCUACUCGUGCAGAGCGCCCAUUACCUGCACCUCCACCACCACAACCUCGGCGACCACCCGGUGCCCCUCAUCCUCCACCAGUCAAUCCGACAUUCCGUCAAACCGCCGUCAGCAUGACCGGCAGUCUCGCACCGGCCGCUGGCUUCGCAAUGGGUUUCGGGAAACGGGCCGUUGAGAAGGUCGGGCGUGCCUGGGGAGGCUUCAGUUCUAGCGCGUCCAAUCACUCUGGCUACUCCUCGUCUUCUUCUACUGGCGGUGCUUCCACAUCCAGCGUGAAGGUCUCGGACGCUAAUUCUGGCUAUGCUUCGUCGCCUCAAUCCGGACCGUCAGUCUGGAGGGGACGGCGAAAAGCGCCGCACGGAUUUUCCGGCGGGUCGAGCAUAUCGUCGUUCACGUCCACGUCGUCGGAAGACCACUUCAUGCCUUCCGGCCCACAGCUCGGUCGUCGGUUACGUGGGCCGAAACUGUCAAGUUCUGGUGUCAGCAUCGCCGGCGGGUUGGUGUUCAAGCGCGACCUGCCCACAUGCGUCCGCGAGACCGCGAUCGACGACGUGCAGAUAAGGCUUGCUCACGGCGAUCAGGACCUUUUUCCUCAUGUGGGAUUCAAGCCCUUGGAAUCACGACUGUUGCCUGCUCUCGUGGUGCGUUGCGCUCAGCAUAUCCUACGCUGGGGUGUUGAGGAGGAGGGUUUGUUCCGUGUCAGCGGACGGUCGUCGCAUGUGGCCAAGCUGCGCUCGGAGUUCGACGCCGGCGCUGACUAUGACCUUACCGAAUGUGAACCAGGCGAUCUGGACCCACAUGCGGUUGCGUCUAUAUUCAAGACCUUCCUUCGUGAACUGCCGGAGCCGCUUCUGACGAGCGCACUCCUCUCUUACUUCGAGUCGGCGCUAUCGGAAGACUACAGUGGGCAAGAGAGCAACGGGGACGCUUCGCAAACGGCCGAGCCCGCAGCGAAACCGAGGUCCGCUACCAACUUGCCGCUACGGAAGCCUCCAUCGCUAUCGACGCUUGCCAUGCCCUCAUUCGCAGGCCUGCGUGCUCUCUCGGACGCUCAAGUUAACGCGCUGUCUUUCCUCAUCUCCAAACUUCCAGCGGAGAAUCGUGACUUGCUAUGCACGGUCGUUGAACUCAUCAAGGUCACUGCUGCUCGCUCCCGAGAUACCAAGAUGCCGCUCGGCAACCUGCUUCUCGUCUUCUGUCCUAGCUUGAACAUGAGCCCUACUCUGCUCCGAGUGCUUUGCGAGGCUGAUUCGAUCUGGAAUGGCCCUCCGGCAGAGCUUCUCCGUGAAGAACCGCAGACAGUACGCCUAGUCACAGUUGAGAAGGAGGACGAGACAAGCCAGGCGAAGUCGGCAGCACCAGUCAUCGACUUGCGGCUCCCAGUCAUCGAGCUCGACGACGCGGAACCCAGUCCUCAGGAAGACAGCCCUGGGGAUGAUGCUGUUUCUUUCGUGUCGGCACUAGAGCCCUGUUCAUCCGGCCCAACGCGAUCCCCGAGUCCCGCUGUGUACAGCAGUCCGAUUCCUCCCCUCUCGUCAUCCGACUCCCUCGACUCAGCGUCGUUUUCGGACGAGCUGGCGUCGCCUGAACCUACACCUUGCAAGGCUGCUAGUGCAAGUAAAUCGGAUAUCGGGUCGACGCAUUCGCUCACGAUUCCCGAGACGACGGACCUAUCCCUUCCUGCCACACCUCGCCUCAUCACCGCCCCCGUCCCUUUCCCUUCCGCAGGUGGCAGCGUCCCGACUACCCCCUCCGGCCAUGCACCCCUCUCCCACCGCAAAUCGUAUACCCUUCUCUCCUUCCCGCAUCUCCGCUCGGAGUCGAGCCCCGAGGUACUCUGCAACGCGCAAGGCAAGCGGCAGAAACGUCCGUCGCUUCAUCUGCUCUUCUCGAAGAAAUCAAGCUCUUCACUUCCGUCGGGUUCAGACUCUACGAGCCCAUCGGUCGCCGCGGUGUAUCCCAGUAGUGGGAACAUUCGCAUCAGCGCUCCGAGGCCAAUCGUUACGCAUGUCGCUAGCUCGCCGCCACGCCUCGACACUACGAUAUCCUCUUCGCCUAUCACUCUGGCCUUCGAGGAAGCCGCCAACCAGAUGAAGGGCAAAGAUACGACGCGGUCUGCUCCCCCCAUGGUGCACGACGGAGGUCUAGAAGCACCGGCUCUGAACAUGCGUUCGGACUCCGGGAGUUCUUCGAUCUUCUCAACACCUCAAUCGACGCCUAUCGCCGACUUCUACCGCGGUCGUACGACAUCGCUCUACGUCCCCGAGACUUCUGGCGAGCACGAGCUGCCCACAAGAGCACGAUCGGCGACACAGGUCUCUGAGACCCCAUCUCUGAGGAUCAGCGUCGCGGACGCGCAGCAGGAUGACUGGAUGCAGAGCGUCCUGCUCGCCGCCCAGGCCGGAGGGAGCACAAAGUCGUCCUGAAGUCCCCUCUAGCGGGCUGUAUGUUGCACAUAGUUUAGUUUGAGGCCGGAUCAGCCAUCGUCGCCGUCGCAGGCGUGCGGUUGCGUGCGUUCCGGCAGACCACCAUUCCCCCGCCUCGUUCUCCAUAUGUUCUGGUCAAACAUGGACAUGUCGUUCUUUUGCUUAGGUACCACGAUCAGUCUCCGUACCGUCUUGUUGCUCCACACGCUGUCUCCCGCCUCAUGGUCGCUCAACUUCAAACUCUCAUCACGUCGCAUCACCAUUUUACCUAGCGUAUCGUAACGUCUGUGUCGUCUUCACGCGCCCAGCUUAUGACAGUAAUACUAUUACAAUCU
Trametes versicolor FP-101664 SS1 is the source of this 4148-nucleotide messenger RNA. Its product is annotated as RhoGAP-domain-containing protein. Bases 7 to 3813 code for a protein of 1268 amino acids. The transcript is spliced from 3 exons. The record is from RefSeq and is a predicted model, not a curated record. Lineage: Eukaryota; Fungi; Basidiomycota; Agaricomycetes; Polyporales; Polyporaceae. Gene Ontology annotation, molecular function: small GTPase binding; GTPase activator activity. Gene Ontology annotation, biological process: small GTPase-mediated signal transduction.